Talaromyces proteolyticus is the source of this 219-nucleotide messenger RNA. Its product is annotated as putative RNA polymerase II general transcription and DNA repair factor TFIIH component Tfb5. Bases 1 to 219 code for a protein of 72 amino acids. NCBI's taxonomy places the organism in Eukaryota, Fungi, Ascomycota, Eurotiomycetes, Eurotiales, Trichocomaceae. Gene Ontology annotation, cellular component: transcription factor TFIIH core complex; transcription factor TFIIH holo complex. The record is from RefSeq and is a predicted model, not a curated record. Gene Ontology annotation, biological process: transcription initiation at RNA polymerase II promoter; nucleotide-excision repair, preincision complex assembly; transcription by RNA polymerase II. The transcript is spliced from 3 exons.
AUGCCUCGCGCCGUGAAAGGAAUUCUCAUCGAGUGCGAUCCCUCCGUCAAGGCGAUCAUCCUCAAAUACGACGAGGAAAAGCACGAUUAUAUCGUCGAAGACCUAGACGAUGACCGACAUUUAGUUAUCAAGGAGAGCCAGCUACAGGCUUUGAAGGAUCGACUGGGCCAGGAGCUCGACCAAAAGGUCAUGCAGCCGGAGGAAUCGGAGUCGGAGUAG